Morchella importuna is the source of this 1824-nucleotide messenger RNA. RefSeq lists its product as uncharacterized. The transcript is spliced from 6 exons. The record is from RefSeq and is a predicted model, not a curated record. Bases 1 to 1824 code for a protein of 607 amino acids. Lineage: Eukaryota; Fungi; Ascomycota; Pezizomycetes; Pezizales; Morchellaceae.
AUGGAGCCCGGGUGGAGGGAAAGAAGAAAUCUGGAGCGACUAAUGAGACAAAGAGGAGCUGGACGUCCAGUUCUAUCUGAUGGCUUUGUAAUACGACCCGUCGGGGGUGUCUCCACUGCCUUGGUAGGAGAGGCAGUACCCCCUCCCGCACCCCCGAAAGCCACUUCACCACCAACAGGCCAAGUCCCGCCGCGACGGACAAGCCCUCGGACAAACCCACCAUUAUCGGACCCAGCCGGAGCAGCUCGCGGAGUAAUAAGCCCUUCUCCACUCCAAGAAGAAGCUCCCGUUCCCCUCGAUAAGCCAGAUGUAACGCGCAAAUCACCGCCGCGCAAUUCACCGCCCCGCGGUAGAACACCGGUAUCAUCUGAUGCGCCGGCGCUACCAAUUAUUACCACUACUCGGACAUCAGCUGUGGCAGCAGUCACGCCAAUUGCACGCGGGAAGAGAACCAGGCAGCCAAGUCCUGAUAAAUUCCUUACCACUCCCGAGGCCGAUGGGAUUACAAAGCGGCGCCUCAAUGCAGCUGCGGAGAGGCGGCAGGAGAAGCUUGCUAUGAGGCAGAGGGGUGCUGGAACGCGUAAAGUCGCAGAUAUCGGGUUCACAAUCCAGCCACUGCAACCAGUUACAAAAAUUACAGCUGUCAGGGAGAAGGAAAGCGUCGAGGCCGAAAAAGAAUUGGUCGAAGAGGUAGAGGCACAGGUGCAGAAACAAGUGUUGAUGGAAAUUGACGGAUUAGGGGACUCGGCAUAUGAAGGGGGAGAAGCUGACGCGGAAGAGGGAGAGGAAGAUAAGCAGAAUGAGGCGGGAGGGGAAUCAGAACCAGAGAACGAACAACAGGAGAUAACGGAAGAUCAAACAAUUGGAAUGGUCAUUGAAGAGCCGACACAAGAAGCGGAUGGAUCAAUGAUCCAGCAGAUAGUACCAGGAGAUGGUGAGAGUGACGCUCUUGUAGUCCCUGUAAUGAGUCCGGGGAGCCGAAAUAAACGGAGGAAGGUCAUUCUAGAAGGUCAGGGUCAACCUGAGCAAAUCGAAGACGAGCUCCAGCCAUUUAAAAACAUGGCGCAUGAUCCGGUUGAAGAAGUGGGGAAAGAAACACCUUCGGAAACAGGGCCAAAACGGAAAAGACAGCUUAUUGCCACAGAAACAGCCCAAACCAAAACAAUCCAAGCCCCGCCCACCCGGGAAGAGGGCGAAACCCAAACAUACCCAGUUAUCGUUCACCGCCUAUCAAAGUCAGCCUCGUAUGCACUACCCCCCGGGUCCAAUCGUGGUGGUGUAAACCCCGUCGAUGUGAUCAACCAGGUGGCUGGAGAAAUUCUAGACAAAUACUGGGAAAAGUAUGCCAAAAGUAACCUCGAGAAAAGGACUAUUGCUGCGUUCAAAGAAGAGUUCAGUUGCAGACUUCUUGAAGUUACCGAUGAGCUCGAGAGGUAUAUUAGCCUUACUAUGAGAGUGAGGCAGGCACAGAAGAGAAAAGCACAACUGGUGGCCGAAUUGUUGGAAACCAAGAGGCAGAGGGGUAAGGUUGCGGUGAAGAUGGAUGAUGUGAGGAAGGCACAUGAGAUGGCCGCAAAGAGUGCUGAGACUCAAAACCAUAUCUCGCAAACCUUCGCGGACGUAACCCACACCAUCGAACGAGGAAAGGCACGAGAACCGGGUGAACUAGAGGAAGGGAUGGAGGGCCUAGAAGCCAUGAUCAAAACAGUUGCGGCCGCAGUGACGGGUGGUGGAAGCGACGGGACGGGGACAUUGGCUACAGUGGUGGAGUUUAAUAGGUUCUUGGAGAGAGCCGAGGCCGUGUUAAGAGAGAGGAGAUAUUAG